AUGUCGCGCCUCCUCGCCCCCAACCUCCGCGCGCUCCUCCGCCCCAGCGCACCCUCCGCCAUCCGCCUCGCCUCCGGCUUCGGCUCGCGCCCCGCGCCGCCGAAGCUCCCCGCCAGCGAGCAGGCCGAGUUCGAGCGCCUGCAGCGCGCCGCCGCCGUGUCCUCCGCCUUCCAGCCCGAAGCCGACGCCGCAUCGCCGGAUGCCACCGCUGCCGCGUCCGCCCCUGAGGUCACCGACGUCAACCCCGGCCUGUUCCGCGGCGCGCCCCCGGAGUUCGAGGGCGACGUCAACCCCAAGACCGGCGAGGUCGGCGGGCCCAAGAAUGAGCCGCUGCGGUGGGGCGACAAGGGCGAUUGGAGCUACAAUGGACGAGUGACGGAUUUCUGA
Messenger RNA from Ilyonectria robusta, 387 nucleotides. RefSeq lists its product as uncharacterized. The transcript has a single exon. The record is from RefSeq and is a predicted model, not a curated record. Lineage: Eukaryota; Fungi; Ascomycota; Sordariomycetes; Hypocreales; Nectriaceae. Bases 1 to 387 code for a protein of 128 amino acids. Gene Ontology annotation, biological process: mitochondrial respiratory chain complex II assembly. Gene Ontology annotation, cellular component: mitochondrion.